CACGGCACGAAGUUGUCUACAAAAGAAGCGUAAAGAUGUCGGCGGUGUAUGCUCGAGCACGAAGCAAGGAAGCACCCAUGGUCGGCAUCGAGUUCACCAACCGCUCAAAAACCAUCCCUGCAUGGCGCGUCGACAUGCAAGAUAAAGAGAACAUGGACAACAACAACAACGCCUCUCUCAAGCGUUCGCAUGACACUGCAAUCCCACCUCCUGCCCCUUUCGAUCCCAAGAAAGGCGUCCAGGACAUUCCGCAACCCGUGUUUGGAGAGAAUCUGAGGUAUCUUUUCCGACCACCGCAUCUUACUCAACCGUCAAAUCCAUGGGCUGGUCCUUCUUCGAUGGAGAUACCUGAAGUGGAUAUGAAAGACGUCGAACUUUCCCCACCUAGGCCACCGCCUCACUCAAGCUUCGGACAGGCAGGCGAAUCAUCAAGGGUGCGUAUGGAAGAAAUGAAUGAAGGUGCAGAAAAUGCCGAAGCGAGACAAGGAAAUGAGAGUCCUGAGCGCCGACUCAUCUCAAACGCUGCAGUACGGCGUAUCGCGCGUAAACGAAAGGAUGGUCGUGCUCGUAGCCGCUCUAACCGUAUACGAAAAGGGUCAAGAGCAACAGAUGCGGACGAAGAGGAUGAUAGUGUAGAUGAGGAGGAUGAGGAUGGGUCACCCCGGAAAGGACGUGCACUGACGCGAAAUACGUCGAAUCAUUAUACCCUCAACUUACCUGGUCCACCGCCUGUGAAAACUGACACACCAUACAUCCUACUCGGCUACCUACAGUUCAUGUUCAACCUCUCACUAAUCCUCGUCUUCUUAUACCUCCUCGUACAAUUCAUAUUCACAGUCCAACAUGACGUAGAACAAAGAAUAGGGGAAUACUCGAUGGACAUCCUACAAGAAAUCACCACCUGCGCACAACUAUACAAACAAAACCUCUGCGAUACGUCACCUAUCCCGGCAAUGUUACACCAAUGCGCAACAUGGGAAACGUGUAUGAACCGGGACCCGAAGGUCGUUGGUCGUGCACGUGUAGGUGCAGAGAUGCUUGCGGAAGUGGUGAAUGGGUUCGUUGAGCCGAUAAGUUGGAAGACUUUGCUCUUCACUCUGUUGUCCCUGGCGUUUAUGACAAUCUUCGUCAACGGCCUCGUAAUGCUCUACCGUGCACGUCUUCACCCAGAUCGUCAACACCAACAUCAACAACAACCGCAACAGCACCAUCAACCGUCCCCUCACGCCGCCUUGCCAUUCCCAAAUUUCGCACCUUAUCAGACACCUUACGGCGGGUAUUUACAACCCGGACAAGCAUCUCAGCAACAGCACGGUAUAUCAUGGCACCCAGAGAGUGACGUCGAAGGUAUACCGAGACAGCGACGACGACUUGAGAAUGGGGAAUCUCCUACACUUGGGACGUCGUGAUCAACAAACAAGCUUGUAGUUGCUUUAAUUCGUCCUUUUUUUAUUUUGGUUCUUUUAGCUCAUUAAUAUUUGGGUGUUUACACCGCACUGUGUACAUUGUUUUGUUUUCUUAUUUUGUAUGUGGAACUCAUAUUAAUUUAAUUU
Messenger RNA from Fomitiporia mediterranea MF3/22, 1553 nucleotides. RefSeq lists its product as uncharacterized. Gene Ontology annotation, cellular component: nuclear envelope; nuclear membrane. The record is from RefSeq and is a predicted model, not a curated record. The transcript has 5 exons. Gene Ontology annotation, biological process: nuclear envelope organization; lipid homeostasis. The coding region runs from base 36 to 1409 and encodes 457 amino acids. NCBI's taxonomy places the organism in Eukaryota, Fungi, Basidiomycota, Agaricomycetes, Hymenochaetales, Hymenochaetaceae.